This is a messenger RNA of Lycium barbarum (goji berry), 1254 nucleotides long. Its product is annotated as putative F-box protein PP2-B12. The record is from RefSeq and is a predicted model, not a curated record. Gene Ontology annotation, molecular function: protein binding. The transcript has 3 exons. Lineage: Eukaryota; Viridiplantae; Streptophyta; Magnoliopsida; Solanales; Solanaceae. The coding region runs from base 225 to 1040 and encodes 271 amino acids.
CUAACUAAUUGGUGAUAAUUUAGAUAGGAAAAAGUUCAUAUAGAAAAUUAAAAAAAAAAAAAAAAUACUUGAGGUGUUUGUAACUAUUAUCUCUAAAUCUAAUAUAAUUUCUCUCCUCCCAGCUUGAACUUGGUCGGGAGAAUUUAUUUUCCAACCUUUUGUGAACUGUAUUUUCUCUUUAUGGUUUUGACUUUCUUUAGUUAGGUGAUUGGUGUAAUCUAUCUAUGGAUUUCAUUAAUUUCCUUCUGAGAUUCAGUUCAUUAAUUUCUAAACCAAGCUUAACCCUUAAGCAAUUUAGUUUUAAAAAGGGCGAAAACACGAAAUGUAACGGCCAAUACACCCAUGGAGAAGGAGAAAGAGAAAGUGAAGAAGAUGGGAGUAGUUGUCUGUGGAUGCUGCCGGAGGCAUGUCUUGACGAGAUCUUAGCCUUAACGAGCCCGCGGGACGUUUGCCGCCUUUCCUUAGUCUCUCCAUCUCUCCGAUCCGCCGCCAAUUCCGAUUCCGUUUGGGCAAAAUUCUUGCCGUCGGAUUAUCGGUCAAUCAUUGCCGGAUCACCGACUCCAAUCCCCUAUUUCCGAUCACUUAGGGACCUCUAUGUUUAUCUCUCCCAUCAUUCCCUCUUAAUUGAUGAAGGUCGCAAGAGUUUUUCACUGGAAAAAAGGAGUGGAAAGAAAUGCUACUUCUUAGGUGCAAGGGAUCUUAAUAUUGCAUGGGCUGACACACCAGGAUAUUGGGAAUGGACUUCACUACCAGAGUCCAAGUUUCGAGAGGUCGCUCAGCUUAAAUUUGUUUGGUGGCUUCAAAUUUGGGGUACAAUACGGACCGGAUUACUGUCACCACUUACAUUCUACAGAGCUUCCUUUGUUUACAAAUUUAAAGAUGGAUACGGGUUUGAUUAUCGACCCUCAGAGGUUUCAGUUAGAAUUUCUGGUGUUGAAUCCAAAAAACGGUUUGCUUUUUUGCAUCCAGAUGGUGAACAGGAGGAUUGGACUCUGCCCUCUGAUGCGGAGUAUGAGGGGCCCGCGGAACUCCCCCUCUGAUACGGAGUACGGGAGGCCCGAGAAAUUCAACGGGGAUCCUAGCUAGUAUCAUGGAGGAUGAUAAACAGCUGCCUAAACUUAGAGAUGAUGGAUGGUUUGAGUUAGAAUUGGGUGAGUUUUUUUACUGAAAAUGAAGAUGAUUGCAUAGAAAUGAGAAUGCAAGAGCCGCAACGUGGAUUUCCAAAGCGAGGCCUUAUUGUUGAAGGAAUUGAGA